AUGCCCACGGAGCCGGCGGCGGCCUGCCGACCACGGACCUUGAUCUCACUGUGGUUCCCCGACACCAGGAAACGAGGACGGGGCCCCAGCCGAGAAGUCCGAGUGCCCUCUGACCUUCACCAGUCAGAACAGAGGCGCUUCCCUGAGGGCUCGUGGGUAAUGAAUCCGCCUGCACUGCAGGAGACUCGGGUUCGACCCCUGGGUCGGGAAGAUCCCCAGGAGGAGGAAAUGGCAACCCCACUCCAGUGUUCUUGCCUGGAGAAGUCCAUGGACAAGAGGAGCCUGGCGGGCUGCCAUCCAUGGGGUUGCACAAGAGUCUGA
Molecule: messenger RNA, 321 nt
Organism: Rangifer tarandus platyrhynchus (Svalbard reindeer)
Lineage: Eukaryota; Metazoa; Chordata; Mammalia; Artiodactyla; Cervidae
Source: the annotation of a GenBank genome assembly